AUGCAAAUCUAAAUUACAAAGUUAGAGUAUGGAAUUGGGAAAUUUAAGGUUACUCAAGGAGAAAAAUCCUAAAGAGAACUUUAAAUUAAUUAGAAUUUGAUGAAGAAUGAGGAAACUUAAGAUGCGGAUCAGUUUAAUUCAUAAUUUUAACCUUACCAAUAACAUCAAUAAAGCUCAUAGUAAAUAUUUGAUAAAACUCUAAUUUAAGAAGCAUCGGAAAACCCUCUUAUAUUUGAAGAAUAAGAAACAGAAGAAUAAGUGUAAUAAAUUCAAUCUUAAGAACAAAGCUAUUAAGCAAUCGGAUUCAAUGAUUUGUGUAAACUUUAAAUAAAAAGUGUUGAUUCAAAGACGAUAAACUUUAUCUUGACUGAUGAGGUGGCAGAUGUUACUGUUUAAUUUGGAUUUGAAUUCAGAUUCUAUCCUUCUUAUGAUGGCUAAUAAUACAAAGGCGGAAUUUAUGUCUUUAAGACUAGUUAAUCUGAUUCUUCCUAUUUCAGUGAAGAGCUAUUAUCUACUGAAAUAAUUAAGGGUAGUUUUUAGACUGGUGUAUAAUUUACUUAUAAAGCACAUUACAGAAACACAAUCUCCAUUGUCACAGUCUACUUAACAAAAGAUGAUAAAGGAUGUGGAGAUAUAGAAUUUGACAUAAAAAGAGAUGGUCUAGAGAGAAAUGUUGAAGCCACAGUGAAUUGGUUUUCCGAUGAAAUUUAAAAUCAUGGAGUAUUCUACACAGAUUCAAAUGGAUUUGAGUAUGUUAAGAGAAUCAAAAGAAAUGUCCUCGAGGAAUCAGAUAUUAAAUCAACAGCUCCAGCAAAUUUUUAUCCUGUCAAUACAGGGAUCUUUAUUGAAAAUAAAGCAAAGAAGCUAUAAAUGAUAGUAAUGAAUGAUAGAUCACAAGCAGGCUCAGGUUUUAGGGAAGGCAGAAUAGAGCUCCUCUUUAAUAGAAGAGUUCUGACUAAUGAUGAACUAGGCAAUCCAGAAUUUCUUAAUGAAUUGGAUGAGAACUAUUAACCUAUUAGGACUCAGAAUAAAUACUUUGUUAGAUUCACUAAUUCUCGAAAGUAAGCCUUCAAGGCAAUUACUGAGAGAACUUUUAAAACAUUAAAUCCAAUUAGGAUGUAUCAGGCAAGUAAAUUCUUCCAAGAAAAUGUGACUAUAACAUAAAUUGAUAAGGAAACGAUCAUUAUCCCAAGAUUGCACUCUAUUUUAAAGCAAUUAGAUAUUGUAGACUAUAAACUUAUCCCAGAUACCAAGUUUGAAACAGCGCUUUUAUGGUUGCAAUAAUUCAACAUUGACAAAUAAAAUGUGAAACAAAUUUCAAGAGAUUAGGUGAGAGAUAUACUUUAAUAAUUGUGUAAAAUCGGAGAAAUCAAAUCUCAGUUUGACUACAAAACCAGCAAAUGCGAUGUAAGUCCAAGCUUUGAAUUUACUAAGCUGACAGGAUAAGCUUUGAGCGAUAUUGAAUAGAAAAAAAAUGAUUACUCAUUAUACAAAAUUUUAACGAUUAAGAUAAAAUUAAUUUGA
Molecule: messenger RNA, 1524 nt
Organism: Stylonychia lemnae
Lineage: Eukaryota; Ciliophora; Spirotrichea; Sporadotrichida; Oxytrichidae
Source: the annotation of a GenBank genome assembly